Rattus norvegicus (Norway rat) is the source of this 8803-nucleotide messenger RNA. The record is from RefSeq and is a predicted model, not a curated record. NCBI's taxonomy places the organism in Eukaryota, Metazoa, Chordata, Mammalia, Rodentia, Muridae.
AUUUAUUUAGUUUUCUUUUGAUCUUUGUACAUAGGAUAUCAUGUCAAGGAAAUAUCAAAGAGUUAAACCUAUGUUUUCUUUCAAUAAUUUUGUAUUUAAAUUGGAUCUACACAAUAAUAUCAACCAACCAGACCCCAGAGCUCCCAGGGACUAAACCACCAACCAAAGAGUACACAUGGCUCUAGCAGCAUAUGUAGCAGAGGAUGGCAUUGUCUGGCAUCAAUAGGAGGAGAGGCCCUUGGUCCUGUGAAGGCUUGAUUCCCCAGUGUAGGGGGAUGUCAGGGUGAUGAGGUGGGAGUAAGUGGGUGGGUGGGGGAGCAUCCUUAUAGAAGCAGAAGGAGGGGAUAAGGGAGAGGGGGGAACCAGGAAAGGGGAUAACAUUAGAAAUAUAAAUAAAAUAUUCAAUAAAAAUACAAAAAGAAAUAUGUUUGUAUAAGAAUGCUUACAUGGAAAUACACCUUAGAUAUAUUUAUAUGUAGCCAUAGACUGGCAUCAUGGUAUAAUAGAACAGGCAAAUUGGUAAAUAUUGUUAUGUUUCUUAGAAUUUCUUAAAUAUUCUGAUGUGUUGUGAGCUACUUUUAUUGAAUAAUACUUAUUUUAUUGUCUUUGGAAAUAUUUAUAUGUAGAAUUCUUUGAAAUUCUAUCUUAUUGAAUAACUAUGUGAAUGCUUUGAUAUUUAUCUGUAUGUAGUAUAUGGAAUAUGUUCACUUGGGAGUGUGGAAUCCACCGUCAAUAGCAGGUGUCUUUCCUGUAAGGUUCUGCACAAUAUACUCAGCAGAAAGGUAUGUCAAUGAACAAUCAAUCAAUCAAACAAUAAGUAAAUUGGAUCUACUUGGAGUUUUGGUAUAAGUCAUGAGGUAGGACAAUCCAAAAGCAACUUUUAAUAAUGUUUAUUUUUUAUCUUAAUACAGAAGCUUUCUUCAUCAAUGAAGAAUAUCCCAAGAUACCCACUGAAUGCCUGAAAACCAUAAUAUCAAGAUAUGCUAUCAAUAUAUAAGUUCAGCUUCCACUUUUUGACCUAAAGGUACUGAGAAACAGUGGACAUUCAACAGCAAUUGUGCUUCGCUGCAUUAUCUUUUCCAGGGCAGGGGCAGGGCAGUGAGCUGCGGCUCCCAUCCCAUCCCAUGAUCAUUGUAUGUGAGAACAGACCUGCUGCUUCACUUGCCCAACCAUGGGCUUUCAUAAAAGUUUUGAGAAUAUUAAAGUACGAUAGGCUAAGCUCUGGUGCCCGGCAGUUGGCACAGUAAGUGUGGUUUUGACUUACGGUGUUUUCAUAUACCGAGAGUCUCCAGACAUACGGAGCAGCUGCCAUCCAUGCUAUGCUAUGCUAUGCUAUGCUAUGCUUCCCAUCCACAUUACGACAGAGUUCAACAUAAACCAGUCACAUGAAGAGAUUUACAGUAACAACUGCCCUGCCAUGCUAUGCUUCCCAUCCACACUACGACAGAGUUUAACACAAACCAGUCACAUGAAGAGAUUUACAGUAACAACUGCCAUCUAUGCUAUGCUUCCCCAUCCACAUUACGACAGAGUUCAACAUAAACCAGUCACAUGAAGAGAUUUACAGUAACAACUGAUUAAAGCGGGUAUUAGCGACAGCCUGUAAAAGCAGUUAUAUAAAAUGUGCGAAUUACUUCUGGAAUUUCCCAGUCAAUGGGUAACAGACAUCAUAGAAAGCAAAUUCAUAGAUAUCAAAGGAUAAUUUUAAUGUAAAUUUGGCAUAUUUAUAGAUUCUAAAACUCUUGGUUCUUAAAAGAUUUAGCAACUCAUCACUAUUUUAGCCACUUUUCUGAAAUUGAGAGCUCCAUCAUCAGUAAUAGCUCAGUGUGGACUGUUGUCUCUAUGCAGGUGAGGGCUGGCACACGAGAAGGCAGGGCCUGUGAUGGGCAGUGAAAGAGUAAGGUGGGGACGGAGUUUUGUAAGGUGGUAGAGAAGAAAAGAGAAAGAGGAACCAAGAUGUAGGCAGAGAAGGACGACCCAGAUCCAUGUGGCCUUAAAUGGCCACAGGUAGCUGUGAAUAUUCCUUAAGGGAUGGAUUUUUAUAGGACAGUUUGUCUUAUCUAGGUGGGAAGUUUAUAUCAUUAUCAAUUCGUUGUGAGUUUUUGUGUGGAUGUUUUGUGAAUUGAGAAUUUAAAACAUAAAUCUGAUUGCUAAAGACAUAAAUCUGAUUGCUAAAUUACAAGCUUAUCAAGUUUUGAUUUUUAUGGGUUACUGGGAGUUGUGACUAUAACCACAGUGGGUGGAUGCUGGGAAUGUGAGCAGAGUCCACAGUAAGAGAGCGGCAAGAUAGGCAGUCUCUGUAUGGAACUUUCAAGGCAGCAACCGGCCCUGGGAACUAGAUGGAUGGAGAGAUUGCGCUGGGCUCAGAGAGUGGCCAUCAGCAGUGUGGGAUGGAGAUUGGGAGCUUAGUGGGUGAGAGGCUUUGCUGGCUGAGAUGAAAAUGUCCUGCAGAAGCCAUAUGGCACUAGGACAGGAUGAUAGAGAAUCUUUUUUAAUAUGCACCACAACCACCUCAGGAAUUUACAAAGUUUUAUUUUAUACUUUAGUCCCUCCUAUAUUUAUACCAAAAUAUUAUAAAAACUGACAUUUCUUUAUGACAUAAUUUAUCAUUUUAAAUUAAAUACUGACGCAACUAAGUUUAGGUUUUUGUAAAGCUAAUUUUUUAUGAUACAUAAUAUUUUAUACCAAAUGUAGGAUGUUUCAGGUCAUUUUGCUUAACAUAUUCUUUGUCUUCUUACAUCAUGAUAAUCAUAUUUGCUUCCUAGUGUAUGUAUGUAUGUAUGUAUUUAUUUAUUUAUAUAUACAAUCCAUAUUUUAUUCCACUCCAGGUCUACCCAACGGUUCCACAUCCCAUAACUCCUCCCUGCACCACACCCACCCCACCUCUAAACUUCCUGGGGCCUCCAGUCUCUUUGAAGGUUAGGUGCAUCUUCUCUGACUGAACCCAGACCCAGGAGUCCUCUGCUGUAUGUAUGUUGGGGGCCACAUCUCAGUGGUGUAUGCUGUCUGGUUGGUGAUUCAGUGUCUAAGAGAUCUCGGGGGUCCAGGUUAAUCGAGACUGCUGGUCCUCCUACAGGGUUGCCCUUCUCCUCAGCUUCCGCCAGCUUUUCUCUAAUCUAUUAUUGCCAAUAUUUACUACUUAAAACAUUCAUUUUCAAUAUUGUUUCAAAUGUCACAUGUAUAAAACUUGGCUUAAUGUUUCCAAUUAAUUCUUUGUAGAUGGACAGAAACUGAACUUUGAACAAACCAAUCCUGUUUUCACUUUUCAUUUGAGAUUUUUCCCCAGGAUGCUAUCAAAGUAAUAUUCUACCUUAAAGAAAAUCUUAGAUUGUACUCUAUCACUUCCCAAUUCUGGCUGUCUCCAGAUAACACCCAAAUUCCUGAAUCACAAAACAUUCCAAGUUUUUAUUCUUUUUUUUUUUUUUCAGUUGCUCCUCAAGACACUUUCCAGUUCAGCAACAAGUUCACAUGAAAUUCUUUAAUGCUUUGAAGGUGAUCAUGUACUCCAAGAAUUUGUACUUCAGCUCCCCACCCUUCCUCCACCCUUCCUCCAUCCUUGGAUACUCAAUUAGGGCUUCAAAGUAGCCUGCCUUAGCUCCUCCCCUUGAACUGGGGUAAACACGCUGUCACUAUUUUAAAGACUAUCAUUUCUCUUUGUCUGUGAAGUCAGACAGAACGAGAAGAAAUCCACUUGAUUCAGAUACUCUCAAGAUUGUUAAAGGACUAACUUCUCCCUCUUUAUGCACUUACGUCUGGAAGCAUUCAGAAAAGGAGGAAUGGAAUAACAAAGGUGACUCUGUAAGCACAUUCUUCAAGAAAGCCCAGGCACAGUCGAACAGCGGUUUCCAGAAGCUGCUGAUCCCAUCUUGCAAGGCUCAGCUCAACUCAGAGCCGCUGCUUCUUCCAAAGUGUACAUCUUGGCGGACCUUACGGAGGAAAUCGGAAAGUAGAGACACGUGAGGUCGUGAUGGAGCUCGAAGAAGACCUUAACGGAAGAGCAGACAAGAACUUCUCAAAGAUGGGCAAAAAGAGUAAAAAGGAGAAGAAAGAAAAGAAACCAGCGGUCAGUGUGCUCACAAUGUUUCGCUAUGCAGGUUGGCUGGACAGAUUUUACAUGCUGCUGGGAACUCUGGCGGCCAUUAUCCAUGGAAUUGCGCUCCCACUUAUGAUGCUGGUCUUUGGAGACAUGACAGAUAGCUUUGCAAAUGUAGGAAACAACCGUAGUAUGAGUUUCUACAAUGCUACAGACAUAUAUGCCAAGCUGGAGGACGAAAUGACCACGUACGCCUACUAUUACACGGGCAUUGGUGCCGGUGUGCUCAUCGUUGCCUACAUCCAGGUUUCACUUUGGUGCCUGGCAGCUGGGAGACAAAUACACAAGAUUAGGCAGAAGUUUUUCCAUGCCAUCAUGAAUCAGGAGAUAGGCUGGUUUGACGUGCAUGACGUUGGGGAGCUCAACACCCGGCUCACAGAUGACGUCUCCAAAAUUAAUGAAGGAAUUGGUGACAAAAUUGGAAUGUUCUUUCAGGCAAUGGCAACAUUUUUUGGUGGUUUUAUAAUAGGAUUUACUCGCGGCUGGAAGCUAACUCUUGUGAUUUUGGCCAUCAGCCCUGUUCUUGGACUGUCAGCUGGUAUUUGGGCAAAGAUAUUGUCUUCAUUUACUGAUAAGGAACUCCAGGCUUAUGCAAAAGCUGGAGCAGUUGCUGAAGAAGUCUUAGCAGCCAUCAGAACUGUGAUUGCCUUUGGAGGACAAAAGAAGGAACUUGAAAGGUACAAUAACAAUUUGGAAGAAGCUAAAAGGCUUGGGAUAAAGAAAGCUAUCACGGCCAACAUUUCCAUGGGUGCAGCUUUUCUGCUUAUCUAUGCAUCAUAUGCUCUGGCAUUCUGGUAUGGGACUUCCUUGGUCAUCUCAAAAGAAUACACUAUUGGACAAGUGCUCACUGUCUUUUUUUCUGUAUUAAUUGGAGCAUUCAGUGUUGGGCAGGCAUCUCCAAAUAUUGAAGCCUUCGCCAAUGCUAGAGGAGCAGCUUAUGAAGUCUUCAGUAUAAUUGAUAAUAAGCCCAGUAUAGACAGCUUCUCAAAGAGUGGGCACAAACCCGACAACAUACAAGGAAAUUUGGAAUUCAAAAAUAUUCACUUCAGUUACCCGUCUCGAAAAGACGUUCAGAUCUUGAAGGGCCUCAACCUGAAGGUGAAGAGCGGGCAGACGGUAGCCCUGGUUGGCAACAGUGGCUGUGGGAAAAGCACAACUGUCCAGCUGCUGCAGAGGCUCUACGACCCCAUAGAGGGCGAGGUCAGUAUCGACGGACAGGACAUCAGGACCAUCAAUGUGAGGUAUCUGCGGGAAAUCAUUGGGGUGGUGAGUCAGGAACCCGUGCUGUUUGCCACCACAAUUGCCGAAAACAUUCGCUAUGGCCGAGAAAACGUCACCAUGGAUGAGAUAGAGAAAGCUGUCAAGGAAGCCAAUGCCUAUGAUUUCAUCAUGAAACUGCCCCACAAAUUUGACACCCUGGUUGGUGAGAGAGGGGCGCAGCUGAGUGGGGGACAGAAACAGAGGAUCGCCAUUGCCCGGGCCCUGGUCCGCAACCCCAAGAUCCUUUUGUUGGAUGAGGCCACGUCAGCCUUGGACACAGAAAGCGAAGCCGUGGUUCAGGCCGCUCUGGAUAAGGCUAGAGAAGGCCGGACCACCAUUGUGAUAGCUCACCGCUUGUCUACAGUUCGCAAUGCUGAUGUCAUUGCUGGUUUUGAUGGUGGUGUCAUUGUGGAGCAAGGAAAUCAUGAUGAGCUCAUGAGAGAGAAAGGAAUUUACUUCAAACUUGUCAUGACUCAGACAGCAGGAAAUGAAAUUGAAUUAGGAAAUGAAGCUUGUGAAUCUAAAGACGGAAUUGAUAAUGUGGACAUGUCUUCAAAAGAUUCGGGAUCCAGUCUAAUAAGAAGAAGAUCAACUCGCAAAAGCAUCCGUGGGCCACAUGAUCAAGACGGGGAACUUAGCACCAAAGAGGCUCUGGAUGACGACGUACCUCCAGCUUCCUUUUGGCGGAUCCUGAAGUUGAAUUCAACUGAAUGGCCUUAUUUUGUGGUUGGUGUAUUUUGUGCCAUAAUAAAUGGAGGCUUGCAACCAGCAUUCUCCAUAAUAUUUUCAAAGGUUGUAGGGGUUUUUACAAAAAAUGACACCCCUGAAAUCCAGCGGCAGAACAGCAACUUGUUUUCUUUAUUGUUCCUGAUCCUUGGGAUCAUCUCUUUCAUUACGUUUUUCCUUCAGGGCUUCACAUUUGGCAAAGCUGGAGAGAUCCUCACCAAGCGACUCCGAUACAUGGUCUUCAAAUCCAUGCUGAGACAGGACAUAAGCUGGUUUGAUGACCCUAAAAACACCACAGGAGCGCUGACCACCAGGCUUGCCAAUGACGCUGCUCAAGUGAAAGGGGCUACAGGGUCUAGGCUUGCUGUUAUUACCCAGAACAUAGCAAAUCUUGGGACAGGCAUCAUCAUAUCCCUGAUCUACGGCUGGCAAUUGACACUUUUACUCCUAGCAAUUGUUCCCAUCAUUGCUAUAGCAGGAGUGGUUGAAAUGAAAAUGUUGUCUGGACAAGCGCUGAAAGAUAAGAAGGAACUAGAAGGUUCUGGGAAGAUCGCUACAGAAGCAAUUGAAAACUUUCGCACUGUCGUCUCUUUGACUCGGGAGCAGAAGUUUGAAACUAUGUAUGCCCAGAGCUUGCAGAUACCAUACAGAAAUGCUUUGAAGAAAGCGCACGUCUUUGGGAUCACUUUCUCCUUCACCCAGGCCAUGAUGUAUUUCUCCUAUGCUGCUUGUUUCCGGUUUGGUGCCUACUUGGUGGCACGAGAACUCAUGACAUUUGAAAAUGUUCUGUUAGUAUUCUCAGCUAUUGUCUUUGGUGCCAUGGCAGUGGGGCAGGUCAGUUCAUUCGCUCCUGACUACGCGAAAGCCAAAGUCUCGGCAUCCCACAUCAUCAGGAUCAUUGAGAAAAUCCCUGAGAUUGACAGCUACAGCACGGAGGGCUUGAAGCCUAAUAUGUUGGAAGGAAAUGUGAAAUUUAAUGGAGUCAUGUUCAACUAUCCUACCCGACCCAACAUCCCAGUGCUUCAGGGGCUGAGCCUAGAGGUGAAGAAAGGGCAGACGCUGGCCCUCGUGGGCAGCAGUGGCUGCGGGAAGAGUACAGUGGUCCAGCUGCUUGAGCGCUUCUAUGACCCCAUGGCCGGAACAGUGUUUCUAGAUGGCAAAGAAAUAAAGCAACUCAAUGUCCAGUGGCUCCGCGCCCACCUGGGCAUUGUGUCCCAGGAGCCCAUCCUGUUUGACUGCAGCAUCGCCGAGAACAUUGCCUACGGAGACAACAGCCGUGUCGUGUCUCAUGAGGAGAUCGUGAAGGCAGCCAAGGAGGCCAACAUCCACCAGUUCAUCGACUCACUGCCUGAGAAAUACAACACCAGAGUGGGAGACAAAGGGACUCAGCUGUCGGGCGGGCAGAAGCAGCGCAUCGCCAUCGCGCGCGCCCUCGUCAGACAGCCUCACAUCUUACUUCUGGAUGAAGCGACAUCAGCUCUGGAUACGGAGAGUGAAAAGGUCGUCCAGGAAGCGCUGGACAAAGCCAGGGAAGGCCGCACCUGCAUUGUGAUCGCGCACCGCCUGUCCACCAUCCAGAACGCAGACUUGAUCGUGGUGAUUCAGAACGGCCAGGUCAAGGAGCACGGCACCCACCAGCAGCUGCUGGCCCAGAAAGGCAUCUAUUUCUCCAUGGUCAGUGUGCAGGCUGGAGCAAAGCGCUCAUGAACUGUGACCAUGCGAGAUGUUAAAUAUUUUUAAUGUUUGUAUUAAUAUAUGACACUUAAUCAAAGUCAAAAGGAAAACACUUACUAGAAUAGUCAGUUAUCUAUUUCCUGUCACAAAGGAAAGCAUUUAGUCCAUUUUAGAGUCUUCAGAGACUUUGUAAUUAAAAGAACAAAAAUAGAUACAUCAUCAAGUGGAGAGUAAUAGUUUAAAAUGCACUAUAAAAUUUACAAAAGAGUUAAAAGUAAAUAUUUGAUAAUAUAUACUUUUAUUUAUACUUUCUCAUUUGUAACUAUAACUGAUUUCCUUGCUUAACAAAUUAUGUAUGUAUCAAAACUACUGAAAUGUUUGUAUAAAGUAUAUAUAUAUAGUGAAACUGAAUGUUUAUAUUUUUUGACUUGUUUUGCUCAAAAUGCAUGUGAAAUUAUAUAUUCUACCAACUGGAGUAUUGUACAUAAUUUUAGCCUUUAAAACUUAGUCUAUGGGGGAGGGGUCACUCUAUGGGUAAUGUGCCUGAUAAUACACAAACAUGAGUACCUGAGUCCAGAUCCCUAGCACCUAUGUAAGCAGAAAGGUGUGGUAUGUUUGUAAUGCCAGGGCUAGAGGCAGAAACAGACAGAUCCUAUGGGCUCCGUGGUCAGCUAGCCUAGCCAGCAUAGGGAGCUCCAGGUUCAGUGAGAAGACUUGCCUCAAAAAUAAGAGGGAAAAAGCAAAUGAGGUUGUCACAAAUGUGUACUCGUCAUACAAAUGCCAUCCAUGCAAAUGUAUACACACACACACUCACACACACACACACAUACACACACACACACACACACACACACACACACACACACACACACAUUAACAGAGGACUAGCAAGGAAAAGGAAGGGGAUUAACAGGAGUGGGACCAGGACAAAGGAGGUUACUUGGAUGAAUAUGACUGAAGGAUGUUAUGUACAUGUAUGAAAAUGCCGUACUGAAACACUAUGAUGUAUACUUAAUAUAUGCUAAUAAACAUUUUUAAAAGGAAGAAAAA